Messenger RNA from Elgaria multicarinata webbii, 1210 nucleotides. RefSeq names its product zinc finger MYND-type containing 19 (gene ZMYND19). The transcript is spliced from 6 exons. Bases 38 to 721 code for a protein of 227 amino acids. The record is from RefSeq and is a predicted model, not a curated record. NCBI's taxonomy places the organism in Eukaryota, Metazoa, Chordata, Lepidosauria, Squamata, Anguidae. Gene Ontology annotation, cellular component: membrane; cytoplasm; synapse.
CCGCCCCCCCCUCCCGACAGGAAGGCCGCGGCGGGCCAUGACCGACUUCAAGCUGGGCAUCGUGCGGCUCGGCCGGGUGGCGGGCAAGACGAAGUACACACUGAUAGAUGAGCAAGACAUUCCACUUGUGGAGAGUUACUCUUUUGAGGCUCGGAUGGAGGUUGACGCUGAUGGAAAUGGUGCUAGAAUAUUUGCUUUUGCAUUUGACAAAAACCGAGGAAGGGGGUUUGGACGCCUGCUGCACGAGUUACUGUGGGAGAGGCAUCGGGGAGGCAUUGCGCCAGGGUUCCAGGUGGUGCAUCUGAACGCAGUGACAGUGGACAACCGACUGGACAACCUGCGAUUGGUUCCAUGGGGCUGGAGACCCAAAGCUGAAGAGAUCUCUAGUAAACAAAGGGAACAAAGCUUAUACUGGCUGGCGAUCCAGCAGCUUCCCACUGACCCCAUAGAGGAGCAGUUUCCCGUGCUGAAUGUAACGCGCUACUAUAACGCUAACGGGGACGUGGUGGAAGAAGAAGAGAGCUCCUGCACGUACUACGAAUGCCACUACCCUCCCUGCACGAUGAUUGAGAAACAGUUACGCGAAUUUAACAUCUGUGGGCGGUGCCAGGUCGCGCGGUACUGCGGCUCGCAGUGCCAGCAGAAAGACUGGCCGGCUCACAAGAAACACUGUCGGGAGAAGAAGCGAGUCUUCCAUCAAGAGCUUGGACCAGAGCGAUGACCGGCUGGCCAAGGCCUUAGCCGCCCGGGCGCCUUCCCAGAGGGCGAGGGGAGGCGCCCGCUUUGCACAGACUGCUCACUUGAAGCCAGAGGCACUGACAACGAGGGAAAACAAAAAGACAUACCAACCCCUGUGAUGCUUGAGGAAGGGGACUGGCUCUCCCCUUCCAGUGUUAGUCUCAAGCAAGCAAAAAAAAAAGACUACUGUGGGAGCUCUCCUGGCUGGAAGCUUCCUGUUAUUUAUAUGUUAAUAUGUUUGUAAAGUUGUGUACAGUUUUUUUUUUUUGUUAGCAGUUCUCUUAUAUAGGACUCAUUUACUGUAAUGUUCAGGUGAGAACACAUUGUUGGUUGAAAUAACUGUCCUGUAGCGAAAGCUUUUCUUCCCCUCCCCGUGGCUGGGAGAAGGCCUGGGGAGGGAGCUCAGACAUCAGCAGGUAAUCUGAACAACUCUGCAUGGAAGUUGUGUUUUCAAGUAAAGGAUUGGAAUGGA